AUGGGAUCGCAACGCGAGCCAGCCAAUAGCAGCGCGGCUCCCGUUGCCAGGGAGGGAGGGGAGGGGGCCGGCCAUGGACCCCGGCGGCUGCGGGUGCAGGAGCUGCGGGACGAGCUGGGCCGCCGCGGGCUCGACACGCGCGGGCUGAAGGCGGAGCUGGCCGAGCGGCUGCAGGCGGCGCUGGACGGAGAGGGCGGCCGGAGAGGGGAGGCGGCGCCUGACGGGCGGUACGGCCUCGACAACCACAACACGGACCCCCAGAGCCACCACCAGGACCUCCAGGGCCACCACCAGGACCCCCAGGGCCACUACCAGGACCUCCAGGGCCCCCCCCAGGGCUACGAGCAGGGGGGGCGAGACCCCGAGGCCGAGCCCGGCUACGAGAGGAGACCCCUGGAGCAGGAACCCCCCCUAGUGCUGCCCCCAGAGAUGAAGCUGCCGGAGCGAAGGCCGACGACCCCCACGCCCCCUGCCCCGUCCCCCACCUACAGCGCCCCCCUUCACCUCCCCCGCCCCCCACCUUCACCGCUCCCCCCGGCCGCUACGGCCUCCCCCAGCUACAGCUCCCCCAGCUACAGCGCCCCUCCCCACCUUCAGCGCCCCGGGCCCCCUACAGCACCCCGGGGCGGCCGGGCCCAGACCCCUCCCGGCCCCCAGCCCCGCAAGAGACCCUACGAGGCCGCGGGGAGGGGCUACUACGAGCACCGCGAGGACAAGAGGGGCCGUUCCCCACAGCCCCCGGCCGAGGAGGAGGAGGAGGAUUUCGAUGACUCCCUGGUGGCCGUGGACACCUACAACUGUGACCUGCACUUCAAGGUGGCGCGGGACCGGUACAGCGGCUACCCCCUGACCAUCGAGGGCUUCGCCUACCUCUGGUCCGGGGCCAGGGCCACCUACGGGGCACGGCAGGGACGUGUGUGCUUUGAGAUGAAGGUGAACGAGGAGAUCUCGGUGAAGCACCUGCCCUCGUCGGAGCCCGACCCGCACGUCGUGCGCGUGGGGUGGUCCCUGGACUCCUGCAGCACCCAGCUGGGAGAGGAGCCCUUCUCCUACGGCUACGGCGGCACCGGCAAGAAAUCGACCAACUGCAAGUUCGAGAGCUACGGGGAGCCCUUCGCUGAGAACGACGUCAUCGCCUGCCUGGCGGACUUCGAGUGCGGGGAGGAGGUGGAGCUGUCGUUCCUCAAGAACGGCCAGUGGCUGGGGGUGGCCUUCAGGGUGCCCAAGGAGGCCCUGGGGGGCCGGGCCCUGUUCCCCCACGUGCUGGUGAAGAACUGCGCCGUGGAGUUCAACUUCGGGCAGCGCCAGGAGCCCUUCUGUGCCCUGCCCCCUGGCUUCACCCCCAUCCAGCACCUGCCCCUGGGGCAGCGCCUGCGGGGCACGCUGGGCCCCAAGAGCAAGGCUGAGUGUGAGAUCCUGAUGAUGGUGGGCCUCCCUGCCGCGGGCAAGACGACGUGGGCCGUCAAACACGCGGCCGCCAACCCGUCCAAGAAGUACAACAUCCUGGGCACCAACGCUAUCAUGGACAAGAUGAGGGUGAUGGGGCUGCGGCGGCAGCGAAACUACGCGGGCAGGUGGGACGUGCUGAUCCAGCAGGCGACGCAGUGCCUGAACCGCCUGAUCCAGAUCGCAGCGCGCAAACGCCGCAACUACAUCCUCGACCAGACCAACGUGUACGGCUCCGCCCAGCGCCGAAAAAUGCGUCCCUUCGAGGGCUUCCAGCGCAAGGCCAUCGUCAUCUGCCCCACCGACCAGGAGCUGCGGCAGCGCACGGUGCGCAGAACCGACGAGGAGGGCAAGGACGUGCCUGACCACGCCGUGCUCGAGAUGAAAGGUGGGGAAAAAUGGGAAUUCUGGGGAAAAACACCGGGAUUUGAGGCAAAAACCCCGGGAUGUGGGGUGAAAAACCAGGAUUUGGG
Messenger RNA from Myiozetetes cayanensis, 1919 nucleotides. It is a transcript of the gene HNRNPUL1, whose product is annotated as heterogeneous nuclear ribonucleoprotein U like 1. The record is from RefSeq and is a predicted model, not a curated record. Gene Ontology annotation, molecular function: protein binding. Lineage: Eukaryota; Metazoa; Chordata; Aves; Passeriformes; Tyrannidae. The transcript is spliced from 14 exons. The annotation marks the transcript as partial.